Messenger RNA from Leptonychotes weddellii (Weddell seal), 3452 nucleotides. RefSeq names its product calcium homeostasis modulator family member 4 (gene CALHM4). Gene Ontology annotation, cellular component: plasma membrane. Gene Ontology annotation, molecular function: monoatomic cation channel activity. NCBI's taxonomy places the organism in Eukaryota, Metazoa, Chordata, Mammalia, Carnivora, Phocidae. The record is from RefSeq and is a predicted model, not a curated record.
AAAGAUGCUAGAAUCCUUUAAACAUAUGAGGAUGUUGGAUCGCUUGACCCAGCCAGUUAAACCAGUAAGGUCCCAUAAAAUGGUUACAGCUGGUGGAGUCUAAUGAUCAGAAAGGGCCAUUUGUGUCAGAGCUUCCCAAUGAUGAGCCCGACUCUCAACAACAUCAUAUCUUCCCUGCAGAGAAGUGGAACAUUUAUCAAUUUUUUAAUUGCUGCUUUGACCACUGGUGGGCAACAGCUUUGCUCUUCUUUCACAUUCAGAUGUCCCUGUCAGGCUGGAAAAAAUUUCUGCUACGGGUCUGCUUUUCUAGUCAUUCCAGCCUUGAUCCUUCUGGUUGCUGGCUAUGCUCUGAGAAGCCAGAUGUGGACCAUGAGCAGUGAAUACUGCUGCAGCUGUGGCCCUCCACAGCGGAGAAUCAGCCCCCUGGAGCGCAAGCUCGCUUGUCUUCGGUUCUUCAGCAUCACCGGGAGGGCACUCAUUGCCCCAUUAACAUGGCUGGCCGUAACCCUGCUGACAGGUACCUACUAUGAAUGUGCGGCAAGUGAAUUCGCAUCUGUGGACCAUUACCCAGUGUUUGACAACAUCAGCGCCAGCAAACGGAAAGAGGUCCUAGCUGGGUUUCCAUGUGGCAAAUCGGUUCCAUCCGACAUGAUCCUGGUAAGAGAUGAAGUAGGUCUUCUGCACAGAUACCAGUCACAAAUGCUGGGCUGGAUUUUGAUCACCUUGGCAACCAUCGCUGCCCUGGUCUCCCGCUGCGUGGCGAGGUGCUGCUCUCCCCUCACCUCUCUGCAGCAGUGCUACUGGACCAACCACCUCCACAACGAGAGGGAGCUCUUUGAACAAGCUGCCGAGCAGCAUUCACGGCUCCUCAUCAUGCAGCGCAUAAAGAAACUCUUUGGCUUCAUUCCUGGAAAGGAAGAUGUCAGACACAUCCGUAUUCCUUCGUGUCAGGACUGGAGAGAUAUUUCAGCACCCAAUCUUCUCUGCAUGGGUGAGGACUUGCAAGGUCACUAUAGCUUCCUUAGAGACAGGGUGGGUGAGAAUAAUGAGGAAAGCAAAUCCGAAGGUAUUGAAUUAAAACCUUGAUUGUAGUAGCUCUCACAGUUCAGGUUGCCUAACAGAUACUUUAUUUUUAUGAUGAUGGAGUUUCAAUGUAAUCUCUUCACCUUUUUCUGUCUCUUCUGAUAUUUGUUUAAACAAGUCCGUUCAAGAUGCCAUUUCCAAAAGCGGUUUAUCUGAUCAUUGUGCCAAUCUCUGUUUUUGAAAUUUCCUUGGUGGUCAGGUAAUGCCUAUAUUGGUUUAAUUAAAACAAUAUGGACUUUGAAGUCCUAUCAGAAUGGGAAUCUUGGUUCUGCUACUCAGUUAUCUGUGUGAAAACUAAUAUUUUUGAGUGCUAUCUUGUUAUCUGCACAUAAUGGUUACUUCAUAGAGCUGUUGUGAGGAUUAAAGGUGAUAAUAUAAGCAAAGUGCUCAGCACAGUGCCUUUCCUAAAAUACGUGCCAACACACAUUACUCUCUCCCUUUCUUUGUGUUCCAUGUCUCCCAUCACUAUUCCCCCGUCUCUAAUUCCUGGUUUUCUUUAUUUCUACCUCUUUAUAAUAUCCGGGAACUUUUCACUUGCUUCUGUCCCUUCUUUUGAUCUUAAAUAUCUGACCUUUCGGGGACUAAAAUAAAAAGCCCUUUCUAAACUGGUUAACGUGUAAGGGAGAAGCCCAUGCAAGGUCUUGAGUCAUUCUGCCAUAACCAGGGGAUGAUGCAUUAUUCUACCAUCAUUAGUACCAUAAAUGUUAUUUGUAGCCCCUCCACACUAGGAGCAUUUUUAUAGCCACAACAUAUAAAGUUUAUCCUAGAAAGUUUAUUCCCUUCUGUGCUCUACUACAGAGACACUGUGCCUUUUCAUGAUCAGUUUGCACCCUUGCACUCAAAAUCCAUUGGGGGAACGAAGACUGACAUCUGCAUUUGUAUACCCAUUACCUAAACCUCCAAAAGGGGAGACCUGCCGGACUCUUCUCUGUGACUUUACACCUCUAAUAUUUGAGUUUUCUAAUUUAUCUGAUUAUUUCUGAUAUAUGUAGUGUCUUGUGCCUGAUGUCACAUUCACUUAAGCAACUGGUUCAUUGGCCCAAAUCAGCAAAAUGAGGGAUUUUGCUUAUUUUUUAAACCAAAACCAUGGCUGCUUCCUGGGUAAUGGACCAACUGCCAAUCGUCAUGCUGACCUUCAAGAUUCACUUUCAAGGAGACCAGAGAACUUGAGUAACUAAAAUGCAGUCAAUUACUUACUAAUCUACUUUUACACAAUUGUGAAGAAAGAGUCUAUUCUGUGUGAAAUUAUGGGUUCCACAAACUUAAUGGAAACAAAUAGAAAAUGAAUUGAAGAUCAUUAAAAAAAAAUCUGUAAGAGAUGCAUAGUGUAGUACUUUGCUCCAACAGGAGACCUGUCUCUCCCUCGCCAUUACUUAGUGGGUAGGUCAGUUAGUCUCUCUGAGACUCAACUGUUUCAUCUGUAAGAUGUAGAUAAUGAUACCUUACCUGUUGUAGGGCAAGGAACUGAUGCAAAUGUAUUCUUGAGGUUCCCUUUAAAUCUGAUAAGAUUUUGAUGUUCAUGUUCAAAUGUAUACAGGUCUAUAUGUAUACAAUUUUCUGGAAUAGUAGUAGGCCCAGGUUGUCUCCAUUAGAAGGAAAAGAUCACUGAGUUCAAUUCUUAUUCUAAAGACAUUUGCUGGCAUUCCACUUUCAAAAGAAUGUUAAUGUACUGAACUUUUUUAAGUGGCCAAGGAAAGCUAUUCCAUUUUGUCACCUGUAUCCAUACACAAGACUGACAUAUUACAAGAGGGAUCUUUAAAAAAAAAACAAGUUGUGGAAGGUAACUAGGGUCCUCAUUUGGUUCUGAUGUAAAUGAGCUAUGUAAAUAUGGAAGGUUAUGUCCACUUUGUUUUCCACAGUCUCCUCCAGCACUAAAAUUCUAUCACUCUGUUUAUCUGGGAAUUUUUGAAACUCCACUGUAUUGGGACAGAAUAGUUUAAUCAACACUUUACACCAUGCUCAGAAUUAUUUUAUUAGUUUUUGGGGAUUAUACCACAGUAAAUACUCUCCAAUAAGAUUUUCAGUUAACAGAAGGAUCAGAGAGUAUAUAAACUUAAAGCAUUACAUCAUCAGAAAGAAGAUAAUAGUUGUUUAUAUACACUAACACCAGAAAACUUUCUUUUUACUAGAUUCUGGAAGCCCUUUCUACAUCAAACUCCUUCAGAGUAUGACAUACACAGUUUAUAUUCUAAAUCACAUAAUCAUGAUCUUCCACUAGAGCUUUCUAGCAAAGGAUUAAAGUGUUCUUUGUCUUCUCUACAUAGCUUCAAAGGGCUUUAUAGCAACUGUGUGAACAUUUGAAGGGUAGUUCACAUCCCUGAUAUUUCACUGUAUACUAUCCAUUUCCAAUUAAAUAAAUCAAAUUCCCA